UUUCUUCCCUAGAGCGUUAGGGUCACACUGGCAAGCUGAUUAGAUUGUGAAAUAAUAAAGAGACGAAAAACCAAUAAUAAAUAGUUAACAACUCACACACGUGCUAAAUAAAUAUGCAAAACGUGCUGGGCCGAUUGCAGGCGCAAGUGCUGCGGCCCCGUGCCAAAGCGAUGGCGUACUUGCUGCGCCCGGAAUCGACGACAGCGGCAGCAACAACAACAAAAUUGGCGGCCACCUCCAAAGAAUUUCGUGAGCGCCAAGUACGUUUCAACAUCAAAAAUGACCAGACGGAGGGACGACCGCUGUACUUGGAUGCACAGGCCACAACACCGAUGGAUCCGCGGGUGCUCGACGCUAUGUUGCCUUAUCUCACCAACUACUAUGGUAAUCCACACUCGCGAACACAUGCCUAUGGCUGGGAAACGGAACACGCUGUGGAGAAGGCACGCGAACAGGUUGCUCGCCUCAUCGGUGCCGAUGCCAAGGAAAUCAUCUUUACAUCAGGAGCCACUGAGUCAAAUAAUAUUGCUGUGAAAGGAGUGGCACGUUUCUAUGGUACGAACAAAAAGCAUGUGAUUACCACACAGACGGAGCACAAGUGUGUGCUGGACUCGUGCCGUGCGCUCGAGAACGAAGGCUACCGUGUCACCUACUUACCCGUGGAGGCCAAUGGCAUCAUUAACAUGGAACAGCUGGCCGAAGCAAUGACGCCAGACACCUCUAUUGUUUCCAUAAUGACGGUGAACAAUGAGAUCGGUGUGAAGCAGCCCAUCCAAGAGAUUGGUCAGUUGUGUCGCUCGCGCAAAGUAUUUUUCCACACUGACGCCGCUCAAGCGGUGGGCAAAAUACCCAUCGAUGUGAAUGCCAUGCAGAUCGAUCUGAUGUCCAUCUCGGGACAUAAGAUCUACGGCCCCAAGGGUGUGGGUGCCUUGUAUGUGCGUCGCCGACCGCGUGUGCGUCUCGAGCCCAUCCAGAGUGGCGGCGGCCAAGAGCGUGGCUUGCGUAGCGGCACAGUGCCCGCUCCCUUGGCUGUGGGCUUGGGUACAGCAGCGGAAUUGUCGAUGCAGGAGAUGGACUACGAUAAGAAAUGGGUGGACUUUCUGUCGAAGCGUUUAAUGGAUCGUAUCACGACUGCGUUGCCGCAUGUGAUACGCAAUGGUGAUCCGGAGCGAACCUACAAUGGUUGCUUGAAUUUAUCGUUUGCCUACGUCGAGGGUGAAUCAUUGUUGAUGGCCUUGAAAGAUGUGGCUUUGAGCAGUGGCUCGGCUUGCACCUCAGCGUCGCUGGAGCCGUCAUAUGUGCUGCGUGCCAUUGGCACCGAUGAGGAUUUGGCGCACAGUUCCAUACGGUUUGGCAUUGGACGUUUUACCACGGUGCAGGAGGUGGAUUAUACGGCAGACAAGUGUAUCAAGCAUGUGGAGCGUUUGCGUGAAAUGUCACCGCUGUGGGAAAUGGUACAGGAGGGCAUUGACCUUAAGACCAUACAAUGGUCACAGCACUAAGAAUGUUACGUGCCCCAAUUUAUAAGUAUGGCAAAUGAAUAAGAAUAAAAAUGUUAAGUGAUUGGUUAA
Messenger RNA from Drosophila nasuta, 1571 nucleotides. RefSeq names its product Nfs1 cysteine desulfurase (gene Nfs1). Gene Ontology annotation, biological process: [2Fe-2S] cluster assembly. Lineage: Eukaryota; Metazoa; Arthropoda; Insecta; Diptera; Drosophilidae. Bases 114 to 1502 code for a protein of 462 amino acids. The transcript has 2 exons. Gene Ontology annotation, molecular function: cysteine desulfurase activity; pyridoxal phosphate binding. The record is from RefSeq and is a predicted model, not a curated record. Gene Ontology annotation, cellular component: cytosol; mitochondrion; nucleus.